Molecule: messenger RNA, 1110 nt
Organism: Schistocerca piceifrons (Central American locust)
Lineage: Eukaryota; Metazoa; Arthropoda; Insecta; Orthoptera; Acrididae
Exons: 1
Molecular function (GO): catalytic activity
Source: RefSeq, a predicted model, not a curated record
ACCCACUACCCGGUGCAACUGCCACAACUCGAGCACGUUGAAGCCACCGGCGUGACCGUCAACACGUCUGUCGGCAAGAUCACCUUCGUGGCGGCAUACCGGCCGCCGCGGGGUGUUCUGCAAGAGGCCGAUUUCGACACCCUACUGGACAUGGAGGGGAGGCUGUUCAUCGGGGGGGACUUUAACGCAAAGUCCGCCCACUGGAACUCCCGCCUCACAAAUGUCAGCGGGCGCCGACUUGAACGCGCCGCCCUCAGACACGGCGCCAUCAUUCUAGGGCCCUACGACCCAACCCACAUCCCAGUGCGCGGACAACCUGACGUUCUCGACGUUGCUAUACUGAGGGGGGUCGAUAGGUUUACGACUGCCGAGACGAGGACGGCUUUGUCAUCAGAUCACUUGCCGGUGAUCUUCGACAUAGACGUCGUCGGCGCGGCGGUGCGGGCCGGUCGUCCAUCCUUCAAAAAUAUCAACGUCGAGCACUUCCAAACCGAGGUACGGGAGUACCUCACAGAUGCCCCUGAUCCGGAGGAGGUGGGGGCGGAAGCCGCCAUCACCUCCCUAAAUCAGGCGCUCCUGCGAGCGGCAGAGACUGCCACACCUGGUCGCACUCAUCGGCCGCAAGACAGGUCGCGACGCCUCCCGCAAGCAAUACGGGAGCUCAUAGUUGCGAAAAACCAUCUCUUCCGUGAGUGGCAAAUAACGCGACAGCCGGAAACGAAACGCCGCGUAAACCGCAUGCGUCGUGCCAUCACUGCGGCCGUCCGCGAACACCGCAACCAAGCAUGGGCCGACCUUGUCGAGUCCCUCGACCCAGAUGACGGCAGUGCAUGGCGAGUCGUGAGAGGUUUUCUGCGCCGCAGGCAGCGCAUUCCUCCCCUGCAACUCGGUCAGGACCACUACUGCGAGCCGGACGCCAAGGCAAGUGUCCUAGCGGACACCUUUGAGGCAAACUUCCGACCCGUGGUAGAAGACAUCGACGUGGCCCACGUCCGUCUAGUGGAAGAACGUCUCCCAGUCUUCCUCGACGCACGAGAGGAGGGUGACAGCAUAGACCCCAUCACCGCCGAAGAAGUCGCAUUGCAACUCCGAUCGCUCAACGCCCGGAGG